This is a messenger RNA of Dendronephthya gigantea, 1563 nucleotides long. RefSeq lists its product as uncharacterized. The coding region runs from base 1 to 1563 and encodes 520 amino acids. The transcript has a single exon. The record is from RefSeq and is a predicted model, not a curated record. NCBI's taxonomy places the organism in Eukaryota, Metazoa, Cnidaria, Anthozoa, Malacalcyonacea, Nephtheidae.
AUGCACUCAAACCAAAAGGGAAGCCCCAAUUCAAUAGCCAAAGAAAACCGAAGUUACCAUGUCCUGAUUGUAAAUAUUGUGGCAGGGCGACAUGAGCAUAAGAAAGAAAAAUGUCCAGCCUACAAUAAAACGUGCAAUAACUGCUCAAUGAAACAUCACUUUAGUUCUGUUUGUCAGCAACCAAAAAGACAAGAAAGAGGGCCAAAGACAAUACAAACUGGCAGAUCUAAAACACACCAAGUUCAUGAGGAAACUGAUCAGUCCACUGAUGAUGAGAUUUGGUCAAUUACAGAACGAGUAAGUACAGUCCCGGGGAGGAAUUGUGUAUGUGCAGGUAUACAAUUGGGCGACCAGAUAAUACAGAUGCAAAUUGACACUGGUGCAACAUGCAAUGUAUUACAGCAUUCCUAUUUGCCUAACGAUGUCAAGGUCCAGCCAACCAAUAGAAAUUUAUUUACCUAUUCUGAGUCAAAGCUUGAAGUACUAGGCAAGGCAAUGUUGAACAUUAGUAACCCAAAGAACAAUUGUAAGUACUUUGAAGAAUUUUUGAUUGUUAAAGAUGGGUCCAUUCCCCUGUUAGGAGUUAAAACAGCUCAAAAGAUGGAACUGUUAGUCAUUCGACACCAAAAUAUCUUACAUAUGGAUUGUAGUAAUGCAGUAACAUCUCGGGAGCAGCAGAGAUUAAGUAAAGAGGAUGUAUUGUCAAAGUAUGCAGAUCUAUUUACAGGUUUGGGUAAGAUUGAAGGCAAACUUCAUCUAGACGUGGAUGAAACAGUGACUCCAGUUGUGAUGCCACCUCGCCGUGUCCCAAUUGCUGUGAAACCCAAGUUAAAAGAAGAGCUUGAUCGCCUUGAAGCCCUUAAUGUCUUAGUGAAAGAAGAGAAACCAACAGCAUGGGUGUCUGGGUUUGUAGCAUCUGCAAAGCCAAAUGGAAAAGUAAGGGUAUGUAUUGACCCACAGCAUCUAAAUACCGCACUGAAGCGUAGACAUUAUCCCCUUCCAGUUGUUGAGGAGAUACUCCCAGAGUUAGACAAAGCAAAGUUUUUCACAAAGGCUGAUCUCAAAGAUGGGUAUCUACAGAUCCAGUUGGAUGAAGAUUCUAGCAAGCUUACUACGUUUCAGACACCAUGGGGUAGGUAUUGCUGGCUCCGCAUGCCCUAUGGAAUUUGCCCAGCUUCCGAGUGCUUUCAGCAGCAGCUUGAUCAAUGCCUUGAAGGAUUGCCAGGGGUGUAUAAGAUAGCUGAUGAUUUACUCAUCAUCGGAAAGGGAAACACCGAUGAAGAGGAAGAGUGUGACCACGACCAACAUCUGACAAUGCUGUUUGAACGAUGUCGAGCAAAGAAUGUCAAGUUAAACAAGGAUAAGCUGAUUUUCAAAUCCAGGGAAGUGUCCUUUAUUGGCCACCUAAUCACAAGAGAAGGGUUGAAACCAGAUCCUAGAAAAGUGGAAGCGAUCCAGAAAAUGAAGCGACCGAAUGAUGUUCCAGCAGUAUUGCGAUUCCUUGGUCUUGUGAAGUACCUGUCAAAAUUCCUGAACGAUUUAUCUGGAAUGAGCGAGCCUUAG